AUGAUCAGGGCAGCUAUCGCCUUUGGCGCUGUAUUUUCCGUUGGAUUCUCCGCUGGCAACGAUAUCCACAGUCUACAUCCCCAGAUACCUUCGCUCGAACACUUCAUUCCAUCCUCGGCCCAACCCUUCACUGUCUCUGGGACCAUUCAUAUCAUUGUUGACUCCAACUUUGCAACUCAGAGUGGCUCGGAUGACGCAUACUCACCGUCUCUUUUACAGUAUGCAACUACCUUUCGCGAAGACCUGCUUUCGCUCACAGGCUUCUCCAACAUUCCCCCUAUUCUACUCGGGACCAUGCCUUUUACCAAUGCCGCGAAUUCUGUGGUUUUUCUUUCUCUUGGUGCCACCAAUAAGACCAACUAUAACGGAAAGCAUUCGCUGGAGGGGUACGAUUUGGACAUCUCAAGCACGACGUUUAUCAUCCGAGGUGUUGGUGCCGUUGGCGCAUGGUGGGGUACGCGGACAUUCUUACAGCAAAUUGCUAUCGGGAAGCACGAUGAAGGCACUUCUUUCAUCUCGAUACCUGCCGGCUCUGGCUUCGAUGUUCCUGGUUGGGCAGUUCGAGGGUUUAUGCUUGACGCAGGGCGACAUUGGUUUGAGGCCUCCUUCAUCUCGGAUCUCUGCAUAUACGCGUCUUUCUUCAAACUGAAUGAAUUGCACCUCCAUGCCUCUGAUAACCUCUGGAAUCCAGCCUUUUUAUACAAUGCAGGAGACUCCUGGCGCGACCUCUAUGCUGCUUUUCGUUUCCGGCCAUCUCUGCUUUCCAAUAUCGUGGGACUCGUGCCUCGCCGCAAUGAAAGUUGGAGUCGUGAAGACUUUCGUGAUAUGCAGUCUACGUGUUUAAUGCAUGGCGUCAACAUCGUUCCAGAGAUCGAUACGCCUGGACAUUCGCUCGUUAUCACGCAAUGGAAGUCUGAACUGAUGUUGGUCGGUAAUCCUGACCAGCUGAAUUUGAGCUAUCCCGAAACAACCCCUACAAUCCAAGAGAUUUGGGACGAAUUUCUGCCAUGGUUCGUCUCGCAGGAAGUGCACAUCGGUGCUGAUGAAUACGACACCGACUAUGCUGACGACUACAUCUCAUUUGUCAACACGAUGUCUUCCUACGUCUCUAGAUCCACGUCACCUGCCAAAUCUACCCGCAUUUGGGGAACCUUUGAACCUAGCAACACUUCUGCUGUCUCUACAAAUAUCACAAUUCAACACUGGGACUUCCCCUCCACCAUUCCCACUUCUCUCAUGUCUCAAGGUUACCCGAUUAUCAAUUCCGAACAAGCUUUCCUCUACCUCGACGGAAAAACGUCUGAAAACAAUCAAUUUCCCCAAUCGUUAAAUGAGACCCUCAUGUGGUCUGGAGCGCCAGACGGCACAGGCUGGGCACCCAAUAUCUUCUCCCCAACUGACGCGUCGAAUAACACGUCCCCCAACGCACCGUUACUCCGCGGUUCUGUGAUGGCACUGUGGAACGAUUGGGGAAACAACGCUACGACGCCGCUGGAGAUAUACUAUCAGCUGGCUCGGAGCUUGGCCGUGUUCGCGGAGAAGACCUGGGCAGGAUCUGGCGUUCGUGAUUCAGCUCUCAGUCGUGAGCAGUUCGAGCACAUCUAUCCCACGUUGAACGCCGCUGCCCCUGGACAGAGCCUCAAUCGAAACUCGCCGAGUGUUCCUACUGAUGACAUGGUAUUUGAGUAUGCCGAGGUCGGUCCUGCAGGUCAAUAUACCGGCGUGGCCAGCGUCGGCCCUCCAUACACAUUUUCUUUCACCGUUGGAGCGUCUCACCUCGGGCACAGGGGUGUUUUGUUCACCGGACAAGACUCCAUCCUCCACCUGCUUGAUGCGUCUCUUGCGUUCGAGGAUCCAACCACGAACAUACUCUACUCCCUCGCCAACUUCACCAUGCCAGAUGGAGUAGACACACCUAUGAUCAUUCACGCCACACGAGAGUAUACGUGUGCUUUCGUUGAUGGUGAUGCAUUCUUUUUUACCACCUUGUUGGAUAUCUGGGGGGAUUAUCUGGCAGUUGCGAAUAUGUCGUUCGCUGCUCCCAGCAACUUCAUCGCUGGUGAUAUGGGUAUUCGGGACGUUGCGCUCGUGGUGAGAUGA
Stereum hirsutum FP-91666 SS1 is the source of this 2100-nucleotide messenger RNA. RefSeq names its product glycoside hydrolase. Lineage: Eukaryota; Fungi; Basidiomycota; Agaricomycetes; Russulales; Stereaceae. The record is from RefSeq and is a predicted model, not a curated record. Gene Ontology annotation, molecular function: beta-N-acetylhexosaminidase activity. The transcript has 4 exons. Bases 1 to 2100 code for a protein of 699 amino acids. Gene Ontology annotation, biological process: carbohydrate metabolic process.